This is a messenger RNA of Lentinula edodes (shiitake mushroom), 1221 nucleotides long. RefSeq lists its product as uncharacterized. The annotation marks the transcript as partial. The transcript is spliced from 2 exons. The record is from RefSeq and is a predicted model, not a curated record. Lineage: Eukaryota; Fungi; Basidiomycota; Agaricomycetes; Agaricales; Omphalotaceae.
GUCAAGAAGGCCGGCGUUUUGGGAAAACAGAUGCUUGCUGAUGUCCGUCGAGACAUGGAACGACUCUCUCUUCCAUCAUGGGUUGCCAGAGCACCUAGCCGCCCAGGCGAGACAACGCAAGGAAAAUUCAGUGCAGACCAGUGGCGAACAUUUUGCACCGUAAACUUACCAAUCACCUUGAUACGUCGAUGGGGCUCGUUGCCAAAAAACGAACGCAAGUAUAGAAUGCUAGCAAAUUAUAUGCAGCUCGUGUCCGCAGUCCGUCUGGCGAACAUGCGGGAGAUGACAGAAAAACGCAUCCAAUACUUCGAGGAACUCAUUCGCUUGUAUCUGAAAGGCAUACAGGAGUUGUAUCCUCACACUAACAUCACAAUCUAUCAGCAUAUGAUGCAUCAUUUUGGAUCUUUACUCAGACGCUUUGGCCCUGUUCAUAGUUGGCGUUGUUUUGCUUUCGAACGUCUGAAUUAUGUUCUGCAGCAGACAUCCACAAACAAUAAAUUAGGGGAGUUGGAAAAGACAAUGUUCCGACGAUUCUGCAUGACUCAAAAACUGCGCUCCAUCUUCCAUGGCGCUUCUCUUCCAGCUUAUUUGGUCUCCCUUGCUACAAUUUAUGAAAAAUGCUUCGAGAGUUCCGACACUCGAGGCACCCGCAUCACUGAUGUUCUUGCAUGGGAGACGGCGGCCGAGAACUCGCUAACAGAGAAAGUCGAUUGGAGCGACCAGGGUCAACUUACUGCUCUAGACACGCAAACUUUCAAGGCACUCUCGCAUGCGGUCAAGCUUUUGACGCCAGAAGUACCUCUUCGCCUUUCCCCUCACGUACAUGACUGGAAGCGAGUAGAAUGGCGAGAUUUCACGUUUACGACUCAGAAUUGUGCUUUUUCGGACUCUCAAGUUGUUUUUGACACCGGCAAGGGAUGGUCUGCCGGCUGUAUAGACCGCAUCUUCAGCGCCCGUUGGAUUGCUGAUGGAAGCCAUCACUAUUCAACUUUUGCUCAGGUCAAGGAAUAUUCUCCUUUGUCGCAGCAAGACAGUCAAUUUGACAACUACCGCGAUUUUGGCUUCGCUGGCGGCCGCUUGUUCUACAAUCAUUUCGAGAAAGAGCCGAUCGUUUUGCCUCUUGCUCAACUUAGUUCCCAUUUUGGAUUUUCCAUUCAGUCAGUCCCUAGUAUUACAACAGAAAUCUUCCACGCGCUCCCCUUGAACAAAGUGAGUUUCUAG